Messenger RNA from Prorocentrum cordatum, 538 nucleotides. The record is from the annotation of a GenBank genome assembly. NCBI's taxonomy places the organism in Eukaryota, Dinophyceae, Prorocentrales, Prorocentraceae.
UCGGGAGCGGCACCCCCCGGCAGGCUCGAGCACGGCCUGGGCUGCCGCCCCCGAGCCCCCCCGAGCGCCGCCUUCGCCGCCACCGCCUCAGGGCCCAAGGCAGCCUCCCGGAGCCCUGCCCCGGGCGCUCCCCGCCGACUGUGAGAGGCGGGCAUCCACACCUGCCAGAUGCUGCGCCGCGGGAUCCGCCGCGUGCUGCCCAGGCGCGACAACUGGCAUCAUCUUCAGGAGUACGCCGUCGGCGAGGCCAACACGGAGGAGUUCCGGCUGCUGCGCGCCAAGGACACGGCCGUGUCCAAUCUCAUCGCGGGGCAGCAGGGGGCUGCCGCCAAGGCGAUCGACUGGGCAUCGUGGGAGGCCCGCAUUAGCAACAAGGAGGUGUUGACGUGCCUGAAGGACUUCCACACCCAGCAGACCGCCAUCCUGGACAGCCUCGCCAAGGAGGACCACCUCGCUGCAGCCAAGGGCCAGACCGCCGGGUGGGAGCUCUUCGACCAGGCGGUGGCCAGCUGCCAGAAGUCGGUGGAGAAGUCCGAGG